AUGAACAAUUUUGGUACUUAUUCGGGAUUUGUGGACCCAGCAAAAGUACAUGUAUUGGUUGUCCCAAUCGGAAAUUGGGAGAGAGAAGACUUUAAAUCUUCAAUUGAUAUCAUGAAAAAAUAUAAUGAAUUACGAUUAUUAGAUAUAUCACCAAUUGAUAGCUUACUAUUUACACCACAAGGCUUCCCUAACGGACGAAUAUUUUUGAAUUAUAAAACCUCGACUUUCACUAAUGAAGCUGAUUUAUUUUUAUAUGAUUUUGAACCAUUUAGAAAAAUAUUUAUUGUAAUUGGUUUAGUUAAUGAUGAUAGUGAUCCUUUAGAUAAUUACAAAAAAUUAAAAGAGCUAUACCCAGACAUCAUAUCACAUAAUUUAAUGUAUACAAAUACGGAUCGUACAGAUCUCAAAGAAACUUUAGUAGGUGACAAAAAGAAUGAUGAAGAUAUUGGAUCAAAAUUGUUUUUAUGCAAUCUAGCCAACAAUGUUGAACAUAAUAAUAAUAUUCAAACUGUUAUAUGUGAUAUUGCAAAAAAUUUCUUAAAAUCACUAGAUCAUUAUUAUUCAUCUUAUAAGCAUGUCACCCUACGAUCUCCUGGUGCAAUUGGUGGUAGUAAAAUUCUAAAGACUACGUUGUCACCAUCUCUUUUGAAUUCAGGGACUUCAAAAUCAUCACAAACAUCAAAAGCAAGUUCACAUUCAAAACGGUUAUCCACAUUUGAAAUGACAAGUAAUAUUAAACGGUCAGCAUCAUUGCAGCUUGCUAGAUCAUUGGCAACAUCUGAUAAUAAAGCACAGCAGAAAUCUCAAGGCAGACAACUAAAAAUUUUGGGAAACUUUCAGCUUUUAUCCGGAAGAUAUUCAGAUGCAUUGAAUAGUUUUACAGAAGCAAUUAUAUUACUCCAUGUCGUCCGUGAUUAUCUGUGGUUAGGUUCUGCCCUAGAUGGAAUUGCUAUCUGCUUCUUGCUAUUGAAAUAUUUAGAUAUUUCAUUCAAAAUUCCAUCUGUUAUAACAGAGUUGUGUCCAAUUGAAAAACUUGAACCUACUAAUGAAAGUGUAACUAACCUUUUAAGGAAAAGUACAUCGAGCCAAUCAAACGUGUUAUCCCCAAGAAACUCGAUCAAUUCCAGUGUACCUCCAUUGGAAAUUUUAAAUUCAGAGAUAAUAUUACCGUACUUAAUAAAAUCAAUUUCUGACAAAGCAUUAUAUUAUUAUGAUUCUUCGCUAGCUCAUAAUAGUGAGUAUGUACCUCAAAAUGUUUAUUGUGAAUUAUUAUUAAAGACGACAACUUUUAUGGUUGUAUGCAAAAAUGAUAUUGAGAUCUCAAAAUUCUCUAUGAAAAAAAUAAUAAAUUACAAUUAUUCAGAAAUAGGUAUUAUAGACAGAACUUCUGAGAAAAUAGUUUUUGCAAAUGAAGAAAUUUAUUAUUUUAUAUCUAAUAUAUUUGAAUUACAAGUAAAAGACAUGGAGAUGUAUUCCCAAAAAGAUAUUUACUUUACAUUGGCAGAAAUUUAUGGUGCAUUGGGGUACUAUAAGAAGAAAACCUUUGUCUUGAGAUUAUUAUUGGUAGCAUUAGCUGCCACUUCUGAUAAAGGUAUAUGGCAACCAUCUUAUCAUGCUUUACUUUUAAAAAUGGUUGAUUUGUAUAAUAUAUCUAGCAUUAACCCUGAGUCUUCAAUAGUAGAUGCCUCAAAAACAACAUGGGUUACUUUCCAAAAAAAGGCAUUGAUAUUGUUGAUAAAAGUAGCAGACAAAGUUCAUGAUAAAGAAUGUCUAGCAACGUUUUCAUUACUUUUAUUCACGAGAUUUUCUCAUUUAAUGACCCAAAAUGAACAAAAAAUGCACUUAUUAACUUACAUUCAACCAUUAGUUACAAAUAGUUAUAUUUCAAAUUAUUGGGACCCAUUUUUACUCAGAGAUCUUACACUAGAGAUUGAUAAUAAUGCAAGUGCUGAAGUUGAACAAAGACUUCUUUCUCUGAAAGAUAAUGUUAUGUCCUCUGAAUUAGCCGAACUCUCUCUUUCAAAUGGUGACCUAGAAGAAAAGAAGGUAUUUAAUCCUUUCAAAAUAAGAACACUAUCAAAUCUGACAUCAACUUCUGAAGUAAAAGUACAAAAACCAAAAAUUGCUCAAGUAGGUGAUAAUGCGUUUCUGAAGGUUAAACUACAAAAUCCAUUUAAAUUUGAAGUGUAUGUUACUAGUUUUGAAAUGAAAGAAGAAACAAAGAAAUAUAUUAAAUUAGACAAUGAUUCUGUUGAUGCUAAUCAUCCAUUGAUUAUUCAACCAGAAUCUUUUAUUGAAAUAAGUUUUCCUGUAUCUUUCAUCAGUCAGACUUCAUCCCACAAUCUAGUCAUAGAUUCUCUUUUAAUCUCUGUUUUUGAUAUGAAACCAACUCCGUUUAAUGUUAUUAAAAAGGACUCGCAAUUACACUGCAAGGAAGAUAAUUCUAAUUCCAUCAGAGGUUGCAAGUCUAGUUUCGAAGUUCAAAUUUUACCUGAAUUACCUGAACUAGAAAUUAAAAAGACAAGUAAAAUGAUAAAUAAUCAAUGGAUGAUACUUGAAGGUUCGUCUGAUUUUUUUAAACUAGAAAUUGGAAAUAGAUCUCUACGUUCGAAUAUCGAUUAUAUAUCGUUAAGCUAUCGCACCAAUAUAGAAGCAUCGAUAAAAAGCAAUUAUUGGAAGAAUAUGAAGAAAGAUGACUUAUUUGAUUAUGAAACUAGGCUAGAGUGGUUGAAAAAUGAUCUAAUUAAAUUUUAUUACUACCCAGCAAGUUUGUUAGCAAACGAAAAAUCUGAAAUUAAAUUUGAGGUAAAUUCAGGCCUAGAAUUUCUAGAAUUUCUUAAGUUUGAUAUAGAUAUUGAGUAUGGUAUGAAAUCAGAUGAUGGACAGUGGCUAUAUAUCAAAACCAUAUCCAUUCCACAUCAAUUAACAAUUAAGAAAUCGAUUGAAAUUCCCGGAAUAGAUAUGAUGCAAUUAACAGACACAUUCAGCGAUGCAACAUAUACCGUAGAUUGGAUUUCAUACAUCAAUGAACAACUGAAACGAGAUCGUACAUCAAAAAUUACUGACUAUAUAAUACUAUUACUAGAUGUUAGAAAUUCCUGGGUCGAUGCAGCAGAAGUAAAUUUUUCAUUUGAAUCAUAUUCUAGUACGCCAUUCAUAAUUGAAUCCGGUCAUACCUCAAGGGUGAUAAUUCCAAUCAAGAAGUUAGGUGUAAAGAAACACUUGUUUUCAAAUAAACCAGUUCCUAAAGUUCACAAAUGGCGCCAAUUUAUUCAAACAGGCAUGACUGAAGACGAAAAGAUUAGGAUGAGAGAAAAGUUUUGGUGUAGGGAAUAUAUAUUAGAAAACUUAAAAUGUGAUUGGGUAUUACAAAAUGGAACAUAUUCCGGUGAUGUCAAAUUUAGACCAUAUAUUGAGAAGUUUAGCGACUCAUUCAUGAGCCUCUUUUACAAUGAAUCGUUAGAAUAUAAUAUUGACAUGAGCAUAGAUACCAAAGAUAUUAAUAACAUGACGGCUGGGCAGCCAUUUGAUUUGAUUGUUCUACUAAAGCGAUCUAAAUUCUCACAAAACGAUAGUCAAGAGUCUUUCCGAAUGAAUUACAUGAUCUAUGAUAUCAAUGGCAAUAGACACACUCUUGUGGCGGACAAUAGAAUUCUAUCUAAUGGAAAUAUGUAUACAAUUUUCCAUAUUAUAAAUUCACUUGAAUGUAAGUUGAAUUUUAUACCGAUUGAGUCUGGUAAAUAUUUAAUUGAGGUAAAUCUAUGUCCAUCAGAAACGAGUGAUCAGAAUAUAAAAUUAGCAUCUCAAUCGAUUUCUUUUGAAAUCAAAUAG
Tetrapisispora phaffii CBS 4417 is the source of this 3831-nucleotide messenger RNA. It is a transcript of the gene TRS120, whose product is annotated as TRAPPII-specific subunit TRS120. Lineage: Eukaryota; Fungi; Ascomycota; Saccharomycetes; Saccharomycetales; Saccharomycetaceae. Gene Ontology annotation, cellular component: trans-Golgi network. The transcript has a single exon. Bases 1 to 3831 code for a protein of 1276 amino acids. The record is from RefSeq and is a predicted model, not a curated record.